Molecule: messenger RNA, 2016 nt
Organism: Thyridium curvatum
Lineage: Eukaryota; Fungi; Ascomycota; Sordariomycetes; Thyridiales; Thyridiaceae
Exons: 2
Coding region: 1-2016 (671 amino acids)
Biological process (GO): tRNA wobble adenosine to inosine editing
Cellular component (GO): nucleus; cytoplasm
Molecular function (GO): tRNA-specific adenosine-34 deaminase activity
Source: RefSeq, a predicted model, not a curated record
AUGGCUUCGUCCCCAGGGGAAACCGAGGAGGGGCCGGCGGCGGCGGCGGUGGCCCCUUCGCACCAGCAGCAGCACAUGAGCAGGAAGUCGGGGUCGGACAGCAACGUUGUCACCCGCCUGCUGCGCGACCUUGGUUCCCUCAUCGCCUCGCUCCUGCGCGCCCUCUGCUUCUGCUUUUUCGGAUCGCGCUCGACACCUACUUCAUCUGGACGCCGCUCCCCGGCCCAGGACCCCGUCACUUUUCCUCCCACCACCGCGCCCGCGUCCAUCUCAGACGACAGCCAUCGCUACAUCAACGACGACUCCGCGCAGAGUCGACGCCGACGACAAGACAUCGACCUCGAGCGAGGUGCAUCGCCAGCAACAGGAGCGCUACGCCAGGAAGAGAAGAGCGUCGGCGACCACGACGAGGCCAGCAGCAUGGCGGCCAGACAGUACCCCCAGCAGGCGCCCGCCCACGCAGUGGCCAUCCCGCGGAUCCCGCCGGCCAUGUUCAGCAAUGGCAGCGUCGGAAACAAGGAGAACGUCAGGGGCGAGGGAAAGCAGCAGCAACAGCCCCUCCAUCAACAGGCCCAGCAGCACCAGAAGCAGCUGGCCAAGGGCCUGCAGAGCCUGCGCAUCGACGAUUCCAAGGAGCAGCACGACGAGCUGCCCCAGACGCUGCCUCUGACGGCGGCGACUCCGACGACGACCGAGGGUGAGGUGAAGACCGACGGAGCCAAGGAGGUCGAGGUCCUGGACCCGGCGGUCGAGGCGGCGAAGAAUGUGCACAGGGCCUUUAUGCAUGAGGCGCUGGAGAUGGCCCGCCUCGCACUCCGCACCAACGAGACGCCCGUAGGCUGCGUCCUCGUCUACAAGAACCGUGUCAUCGCCAAGGGCAUGAACGCCACAAACGUCACCCGCAACGGCACCCGCCACGCCGAGCUCAUGGCCAUCACGGCCCUGCUGUCCUACUCGCCGGCCUCGGAUACGGAGCAAGGCGAUCCGAGCAACCCCGCAGACCACCCACACUACUGGGGCGACGUCGACCCCCGCGAUGGACACGUGUACCCCUACGGGCAGAAGCUGCACCCGGCACCGCGUGUGUCGAGAGAUAUCAUCUCGGAGUGCAUCCUCUACGUGACGGUCGAGCCGUGCGUCAUGUGCGCGUCUCUGCUGCGCCAGAUGCGUGUCAAGAAGGUCUACUUUGGCGCCGUCAACGACAAGUUUGGCGGCACAGGCGGCGUCUUCCGCAUCCACAAGAACUCGACGCCCGUGCCCAUCCCCACGGAGCCCGUGCCGCGGCCCGUGGACAUCGAGGUCACGCGCCCGCCGCUGGCGCCCAAGGCCCACUACGUCAAUGGGCAGCCGCGCGAUUCCAUCAGCAGUGACGGUGGCGCUAGCAAGCAUUCUUCUGUCGGUGAGAAUGGCAACGGUGGCGGUGUAUCUGGUCAACAGCCACGGCAGCAGCAGCAGCCGCAGCCGCCGCCGACACCCAUCACGGCCAUCGCCGAGGGCACGGUGCCGGGCGCGGGCCUCGAGGGCGACGGCGGCAACGUGGAGCCCGGCUACGACGUGGAGGGCGGCUGGGGCCGGGACGAGGCGGUCAACCUGCUGCGGCAGUUUUACGUGCAGGAGAAUGGCAGGGCCCCGGUGCCCCGGAAGAAGGAAGGUCGGGCGGCGAGGCUGGCUGCCAUGAUGGAGAAGGAGGGCAUGUCGACUGAGGGGCUGCCGUUUGUCAGCAAGGACAGCAAGGACGGCGACAGGGAUAGCGCCACUAGUGGUGGUGGUGCUGCGGGAGUGCAAGGGGAGGGUGAGGGUGGUGAAGGGGAGGUUGAGGGUGUCGAGCAAGGUGUGAAUGGCGAUGGUGGCGUUGCCGUUGUCGAGCCCGAGAGGGAGGAGGAGGAAGACCUAAUCGUCUUGAUGCCCGCCGCUCCGGAGGUGGAGGCUACGAGUCGCGAGGAGAUGUCGCCGCUCAGGUCGAUGCGCCGCGGCGGCGGCGCGAGGAGGAGAGGCGGUGACGGCGGCGGGGACUAG